AUGUCUGCGCCCGAUGAAGACACGUUUCCCGAGGAAGCAGCCGCGGAGGAGAUGAUGGACGAAGUAGGUAGCGAUGAAGAUGAAGGAGUAGAAAUGGAGGAGGAAGGAGCAGGCGGAGACGGGGAGAAGAAGGUUUACGUCCCCGGGAUCGAGCCGCUUCAGCCCGGAGAGGAGCUGGAGAUGGACCGGUCCGCUUACCGCAUGUACCACGAGUGUCAAACAGGCAAGUAAGAGCACGACAGGUCUUCUUUUUUAAACAAUUUAUUCAUUAACAUUUUUCAUAAACAGUAAACAACUUCCAUAACAUCAGAAGAACUACAAACUUCACCCAAACCCGCUCCCUCCCAGAUCAAACCUCAUAGACUAACUCUUACAUCCCUAAAAAAUAGUUACAGUAAUGGAAUAAUAAUAAAAGAAAAUAUAAAUGUAAAUAAAUAGAAGGAUAAACUAAAUUAUUAAUAAUAAUAACAAUUAUAAUAGUUCAAAUAAUAAAUAAAAAAUAGUUAAAUAAUUAAGUAAAUAAAAUAAAAUAAAUCAUAGCAAAAUGCAUGCAGCAAAGGUCAAGACAUUGACAAUGGAAAAGCACUGCUACUCCUGCAGAUGUGCUACAACUAACAACCCCCACCACCACACCAUUGACAGUACUCAUCUAGUUAUCCGUGAGAAGUUAUUCAGGUAUAUUUUGAAGUUCUUCCAGCAUUUGUGAAAAAGAUGGAUGACAGGUCUUCUGACAUUAUACAAGAGAUGCUGUGAGAAUCCAGCAAUUAACUUUUUUUGUUUGUUUGUUUUUAGGUGCUCCAUGCCUGAGCUUCGAUGUGUUGAGGGAUGGAGACGGAGAAGGUAGGGAGCAGUUCCCUCUCUCCAUGCUGCUGUGUGCAGGCACCCAGGCGGACACAGCAAUGAGUAACAGGUAUAUAUUCACCUCCUUACUGCAAACAGGUUAUAAAAAUGACGUCUGUGCAAAAAGCAUUCAGGAGACUCGAGAUACAGUCCUUACUACAUACACAUAUAUUUUUGAAGGAAAGUAAUAUAACACAAUUAUCAUUUUAGAUAUGAGCCAUGCUAGGUGUGUCAUCUGAUGGAAAGGCAGAAAGAGAUGGGUGUCUAUUUUCUAUUUAUUUAUCAAGCACAGAUUAAAAACAGUGCAAGGAGGGAAUGAAGCCAAUAGGCUUAUACAGAGUUCCACUCCCAUCAGGGCAGUGAAGUAUAGGGGUACAAACAACAAAGUAAUUAGGACAUAGACAGGUUAUAAUUAUACAAUUAGUAGGGAAAGGCCAAAACAUAUACAAAUUGUCAUAAAUACAAUAUAGACUAAUCAUCAACCAGCCCAACCAGGGAUAGAGACAAUAUAAGUAUACAUAAAAAGAAAAGAAAAGAAACAUGAACAUGACAGAUAGUGAUGUGUUUAUGACAUGAUUAGAUGAGAUUUCCAUGUAAGAUGCUUCUCUCAUAGAUGGUUUACUAUCUUCUGCAUAUCCUAAGGUAACAGUCUGAAAGCAGUACUACACUUGGAAAGAAGUGCAAGUUUGUUAUCCACAUCCUCUCUAAAUUCAUACUUUCUCUCAGGCUUAUUGUCAUGCGCAUGCACAACCUUCAUGGAACAGAAAAAGAAAAGGAGGGUGAAGAAAGCAGUGAUGAAGAAAGUGACGAGGAGGAAGAUGAAGAUAAGAAACCACAGAUGGAACUGGCCAUGAUGCCUCACUAUGGAGGGAUUAAUAGAGUCAGAGUAUGUUGUGUAUCAUUUUUCCAAUAUCAGAUAUCUUGUCUUUUAAGCAACAAGCCUUUGUGGAAAAGUUCCAGAACACUGAUUUUCUUUCCAUGUCUCCAGGUGACUCAGCGUGGAAAACAGACACUGGCUGCUGUCUGGUCAGAGAAGGGACAGGUGGAGAUAUUUGACCUCCAACCUCAGCUGGAGGCUGUCAACAGCUCUGCUGCCAUGGCAGCUUUUAUCAGUCAGCAGAAGGAAGCUACAGCUCUCUUCAGUUUCUCAGGACACAUGACUGAAGGCUUUGCGAUUGAUUGGUCACCAACAGUGCCAGGUGAGUCAGGGCUUCAUCUGUAAUGCAAAAAAAAAAACUUAAUGGCUUUGUCUGCAUGACAUACGUGGGUCAUGCACAUCUCACCUGCUUAAGAGCAUAUUAUCUGAUAACAAAUCAGUAUCUUCAUGGGUAAGUAUGAGGGGAGAAAGUUUAAAUAGUAGCAAAGUCUUUCAAAAGUAAUAAUGAAUAUCAGACAUCUUCAGAUUUUUUUUUAUUUGAGCGAUAUUCUUUCGCAUAAUGAUAUCGACCUAAACUUAAAAGCUUUAAACUUUUCUCACUGUAAGCAUAUGAAAGCAGUCCUCUGCUUGAUUCUGCUAAAAGAAUAAGUCUAAAAGUUUGUAAAAGACACAAAUACUUGGGCAACAUAAUAUCUUCAUAGUAAAAGAAGUGAUUGUAGUUUAUUUUUACCCCAAAGAUGUGGCAGUAUCUUUGGAAGAACUUAAGCAAAUGCAUUCACACAGUAAUGACUCUUUUUGACAGCUGUCCGUUAUACAUUAAAUUGCAACUAUUUUACCUAAGUUCUAAAACAAAUGUAAUUUGUCCUGGUCGUGUAAUAGCAAAAUUUCUUUUUGUCGUUCAUCAUGGCUGAAAACGGCGCCUUUCUUACAUUAACAGGCCUAUGGCUGGAUGAGGAAGCCUCAGGUUGACCUACAGAGUUAAUAACAGCUGUCAUGUGACCACUUAGCAUGAUCUUUUAGUCAAGCCAGAGAAUGAAGAGAUGUCCUGGGUAUGUGAAACUCGCUGCAUAGCACAGGCCUCAGGCCAAAUUUGUAAAGUGAAAAUAACCUGAGAAGAACUGUGUGUGCCCGGUGUACAUGUCCGUCACUCUGUCACUGCUGCAUCAGAGAUUUGUGUGUAAAAUUUAAAGCUGUAACAAUCUCAUGCUAUUUAUGACCGAGUAUUAUUUUAUCAAAACAUUGUUGUUUAAAAACCAUUGAGCCUGUUAAUGAAAUGCUCAACAGCCAGAAAUUGUCCUGCUUUUAGUGUCAUUUAACAGCACUUGAGUUCAGAUCUGCCUGAAACACAUACUUCACUUAGUCCAUGGAGUCAUCUUUUAUUUUUUCCAACUGUCCCUGAAACUAUCCCGGGUUUUUCUGCUGGAAAUGCUAGAUACUCAACAAACAAGUAAAAGUAAUGAAUUGUGCUAACUGAGGCGAGAGAAAAAAUUUGGGUGAAUCUAGGGUUGCACGAUUAAUGGAUUUUAAAUCAUUAUCGGAUUAUUUGUGUGGUAUUCAUACGGCUUUGCAGUUUCAAAUGAUGAGUAAACCACUCCCUGCUGCAAAGUCUGUCUGAAGUCAGUAUAAACCCGUCCACAUGAAAAUGAAUUCUGGAGUAAACUCAAGUUUUUUGUGUCGUAUUGGCGUUUCAUCCACACAGGAACAGCAUUUUGGAUGACAGCAAACGAUACUUGAUAAAAAUGGAUCAGAGAAUGCAUAAAUCCUGAAUAACAAAUAUGAUAACUGAAUAACAAAUCAAAAUCGAAAAUCGAGUUUUCAGAGAAAAAAACUAUUUUAUUUUUUGGCAAAAUCGUGCAGCCCUAGGCGAAGCAGGUUAGAGAUAUUUUCGUUACUAUGACAGUGUGGUCUUGAGAUGUUAGAGCAGAACAGUAGAGUGGACAAGGAAGCAUUCAUUAUACUGGGUAUUUUAAAAAUGUUUUGAAUGCGCUUUGCAUAUUUUCAACUUCAGGUCGUCUUGUCAGUGGGGACUGCAACAAGAACAUCCAUGUCUGGGAGCCAGGAGAGGGCGGGACUUCGUGGCAGAUCGACCAACGACCUUUUAGCUCCCACAGCAAGUCUGUUGAGGAUCUGCAGUGGUCACCCACUGAAGCUACGGUAUGCUCUUAGUAAAAUAAUGACAUCAGUGGUCAGACUGAGGCACUGUUUCAAGUAAACAAGGGCUGCACACGAACUGUUAGCAUGUGUUAGUAAAAUCAAACACACCCACUGUAUGUCCCCUAUCCCACAGAUCAAAACGAUGCAUUAAGAUGGGAUGUUUCAAAUGAAGAGCACAAAAUGCUUCACCAGGAUUAAUAAUGUCAGACUGAGCUUCUUUGCCCACUUGUGCUGCACUGGUGUUUGGAUGGAAGAGGGGGGUGUGUGAGGAGGAAUGAAUGAUCGGAAUGAAUAAAACUAGACUGUGUUAGAACACCAGCUGUUCACACUGCCACUGUCUGCAAUCACAGACUAAAACAUUACAGUUAUAUGAUGUCUUCAUGCUGAAGCUAUUUUCUCACCAAACUAGUUCAUGGUAUGAGGUGCGGAACUCUAAGGCCUGGUUGUUCAUUGUUAACUUUUUCCUCAUAUGAGUGCACAACAUCUGCUUUUUGUUAUGCUCACCUGUGCAACCUAACUGAUGUUUUGUUUUAAUGAGUGCUGCAGUGAUAACCAACAGCAUUAGGCACAGAUUUUAUGUUCAAAGUCUAAAACACUCCUACAAAACACUAAAACAACAUUGCAUUAUAUAAUAUAUAACAUUAUAUAAUAUGGAUCUCAAUUUCUUAUACAGUUCACGCUUGUUUGCUUAAGGUUUUUGCAUCAUGUUCAGUGGAUCAGUCCAUUCGGAUCUGGGAUGUUCGAGCUCCGCCAAACUCAAUGCUUUCAGCCAGUGAGGCCCACUCAUCAGAUGUCAAUGUGAUCAGCUGGAACAGGAGUGAACCAUUUCUCCUGUCAGGAGGGGACGAUGGGCUUCUGAAAGUCUGGGACCUGCGUCAGUUUAAGGUAAGGUCUGAUUAGUCUCUUCAAAGUGGCCUCGCUCUUGAUUAUGUAAUUCAUUCAAAGUAGGUGAUUUGUAUCCGUACAACUCUGACUCAUAGCUUGUAAAUGUCUGACAGAGAGUGAGGAUGUGACUGUUUUGUCAAUAGGUGGCAUCACAAUGUAAUAACCCUCCAUUAAAGCUGCAAGACAAACAGAGCUAAGCCCUUUUUGCAUUACGCCAUCACUUAAUCAAAUACCUCCACAGUAAGGCAGCUCCACCUAUUAACAUUUGUUCUACUUUGUGUGUGUAACACUGUGGUGUGUUGUCACUGCACCCACUUUAGUCUUCAUACAGGAACCUAUUUUAUAUUUAGAUUGAAAACAAGAUACUGAAGCAGGUCACCGUCAAACAGAAACAGAAUUUGCUAAUUAAAGAGUUGACUCAUUUAGGAAAAGAAUAGUUUUGUGUCUUGAAAAAAGCUGCCCCACCUAAAAGUUCUGGUUUCAUCUGUUACUGUAGACCGGGCGGCCUGUGGCAAACUUCAAACAACAUGGUGCUCCCAUCACGUCAGUGGAGUGGAGCCCCGUGGACUCGAGCGUGUUUGCUGCCUCUGGUGCAGAUGAUGUCAUCAGCCAGUGGGAUCUCUCUGUGGAGUCAUGUGAUGCAGGUGCCAGGGUGGAAGGGGUGAAGGACUUACCCCCUCAGCUGCUGUUCCUGCACCAGGGUCAGUCAGAGAUCAAGGAGAUCCACUGGCACCCGCAGAUCCCUGGAGUGAUGAUCUCCACGGCUCUGUCAGGGUUCAAUGUGUUCAGGACGAUAUCUGUGUAG
This is a messenger RNA of Xyrichtys novacula (pearly razorfish), 5561 nucleotides long. The record is from the annotation of a GenBank genome assembly. NCBI's taxonomy places the organism in Eukaryota, Metazoa, Chordata, Actinopteri, Labriformes, Labridae.